CCUCCUGGGGGCAGAGGGGCCGGUUCAUAAGGGGGUGCGGGCACCCCCUGACCCUCCCGCCCCCGGCAGGCAUGGACGCCCGGCCGCUCUUCCAGUCGCUGCAGGCACUGGCGGAGGACAACGCCUCCUUCUUCCAGCGGAGCGGCACCGAGAGCGGCCGUCGAUUCGCCGCCGCCUUCGCCGCGCUGCGGGAGCAUGGCCGGCGCCUGGAACCGGCCCUGCGGCACUUCGCCCCGCCUCUACCACGCUUCGACCUGGACGAGGCCACGCCGGGCAACGGCUACCGCAGCCUGGUGCAGACAGCGCGCUGUUGCCUGGCCCACGCCGUCCAUAAGAGCCGCUACGUGGCCGCCCACCGCCGCAGCGUCUUCUUCGCGCCGGGCACAACGUAGCCGAACUGGAGGCCUACUUGCGCUGCGCUGGCCCAGCUGCGUGCCCUCCUCUGCCUGGCCCAGCGGCUGCUGGCCCACAACCGCCCCGGCUGCCUCUUCCCGCCCGAGGAGGACGGCCUGAGCGAGCUGGUGCUGCGUGAGUACAGCACCAUGCACAACGGCUGCUUCUACGGCCGCUGCCUCGGCUUCCAGUUCGCUCCCUCCAUCCGCCCCUUCCUGCAGACCAUCGCCAUCGGCCUCGUCUCCUUUGGGGAGAACUACAAGCGCAACGACAUGGGGCUGGGGGUGGCUGCCGGGUCCCUCUUCACCAGCGGGAAGUUUGCCAUCGACCCCGAACUGCGGGGGGAUGAGUUCGAGCGCCUGACGCAGAACCUGGAAGUGCAUUUCUGGAAGAGCUUCUGGAACCUGACUGAGAGCCGACCCCUGACACCCCCCCCCCCCCCCCCGCAGUCGGUGGCCAGCAUGACGGCCACACAGGUGGGGGUGUGCCGGGCGCUGACGGUGCCCCCCGAGCCCCUGGAGCUGCCGCUGGCUGCCGACCCCUCGGUCACCGUCACCAUCGCUCCCCCCGUGGCCCACACCGGCCCCGGCCCCAUCCACAUGCGGCUGCUCUCCUACCAGCUGCGGGAGGGGCAGGACAGCGCGGCGCUGAGCGCCCUGACGCGCGCCGAGGGUCCGCGGGGCGCCACUGCGGUGGUGGCGGGGGCCCCCCCUACCGCCCUCACCCCCGCCUUGCUGGUGCAUUUCCACGGGGGGGGCUUUGUGGCGCAGACCUCCCGCUCCCAUGAGCCCUACCUGCGGGGGUGGGCCCGCGAAUUGGGGGCCCCCAUCCUCUCCGUCGACUACGCCCUGGCCCCCGAAGCCCCCUUUCCCCGCGCCUUGGAGGAAUGCUUCUACGCCUACUGCUGGGCCCUGCGCAACUGCCGCCUGCUGGGCUCGACGGCGCAGCGCGUGUGCUUGGCGGGCGACAGCGCGGGCGGCAACCUCUGCCUGACGGUGUCGAUGCGGGCGGCCGCCGUGGGGGUACAAGCGCCCGACGGCAUCAUGGCGGCCUACCCCGUCACCCUGGUGCAGGCGGCCGCGUCCCCUUCCCGCCUGCUGACGUUGCUGGACCCGCUCCUGCCCCUCGGCGUCCUCUGCAAGUGCCUCAGCGCCUAUGCAGGCACGGAGGGGGAGGCAGAGCCCCCCACCCUGGAGACCCUCAGCCCCACGCGACUGCUGCGCCGGGACACAGCCCUGCUGCUCCGCGACCUGCGACGGGGGGCGGCUGCUUGGCUGGGGGGGCUUUUCCGUGGGGCCCCCACCCACCCUGACCCGGCACGCAAAAGCAUCUCGGAAGCGGCGGGGGCACCGCAGGAGGAGGAGUCCCCCAGCAGCUGCCCCCCAGGGGCUCCCCACGACAGCGAGGGGACCCCCGAGGACGGGGGGGACUCACUGGAGUACCCAGACGAGUUUCAGCCCCUGCGCAGCCGGGGGCCCCCCGCCCGCUUCGACCUGCCCCCCGCUCCCCUGGCCAGGAACCCCUACAUGUCCCCGCUGCUGGCUCCUGAUGGCAUGCUGGGGGGGCUGCCCCCCGUCCACCUGGUGGCCUGCGCGCUGGACCCGAUGCUGGACGACUCGGUGGCGCUGGCCCGGCGGCUGCGGGCGCUGGGGCGGCCGGUGACGCUGCGGGUGGUGCCCGACCUGCCCCACGGCUUCCUCAGCCUGGGACCCCUGAGUCCCGAGACCCGCCAGGCCACCGCCAUCUGCACCCGCCUCAUCCGCGACAUCCUGCAGCCCCCCCGGUGCCCCCCCCGGACGGCGCCCGCCGCGGGUCGCUGCUGCUGGGCCCCCGCAGGGACAGCCUGGCCCCACAGGACGGUCUCCGCCGUGGGUCGCUGCUGCUGGGCCCCCCGUAGGGACAGCCUGGCCCCACAGGACAGCCCCCGCCGUGGGUCGCUGCUGCUGGGCCCCCGCCGGGACAGCCUGGCCCCGCAGGACAGCCCCCGCCGUGGGUCGCUGCUGCUGGGUCCCCCGCCGGGACAGCCUGGCCCCACAGGAUGGUCUCCGCCGUGGGUCUGUGCUGCUGGGCCCCCCGCCGGGACAGCCUGGCCCCACAGGACAGCCCUCGCCGUGGGUCGCUGCUGCCAGGGGCACGGCGGGACAGCCUGGCCCCACAAGAAGGUCCCCGCCGCGGGUCGCUGCUGCUGGGGGGCCACCGGGAGAGUUUGGCGACCCACGGCAUGGGGGCCACAGCGAGCCUUGGGUCCCUGGCUGCAGCAACCCACAGCGUGGCAGACGUGGGGGGCCUUGGAGCUGCGCCGACCCCACGGCUCAAUGGCUGCAGCCAACCCCGGCGUUGGGGGCACGCUGACCCACAGCGAUGGCACCACCCCGACCCACGGCUCUACAACUGCAGCGACCCACAACGAUGGCACUGCUCUGACCCACGGCACCAGCACCGGCUCGACCCGUGGCAUUGGGGCCACCUCAACCCACGGCAAUGGCACUGCUCCAACCCACGGCACUAGGGCUGGAUUAACCCACAGCACCAGCACCGCCCUGACCCACGGCAUUGGCACUGCAUCAAGCCACACUGACGGCGCCGUCCUGACCCACGGCACCAGCACCGCCCUGACCCAUGGCAUUGGCGCUGCAUCAAGCCACACUGACGGCACUGUCCUGACCCACGGCGCCAGCAACGCCCUGACCCACGGCAUCGGCACUGCGUCGACCCACCCUGACGGCGCUGUCCUGACCCACGGCAUCGGCACUGCGUCGACCCACAGCGCCAUCAGCACUGCAUCGACCCACCCUGACGGCGCUGUCCUGACCCACGGCAUCGGGGCUGCCCCUGACCCAUGGCACCACCGCCCCCCUGCCCUGCCACACGGGGUCCCUGUCAGCCCCCGAAGCUGGGGCCCCCCCCCCGAUGCCCCUCAGCAGUGCAGCCACCCCCGUGCUGCGGGGCCCUGGCAGAGGGGGGGACCCCCAGCCCCCCAGAUGGCCCCAGCCCCUCCCGGGCCCCCCCCCAGACGGCGGCACAGUGGGGCCCAGCCAGUUGCCCGCCGCCCCAGCGGCCCUGCAGGGCGUGAGGUGGGGUCCUGA
Molecule: messenger RNA, 3479 nt
Organism: Harpia harpyja (harpy eagle)
Lineage: Eukaryota; Metazoa; Chordata; Aves; Accipitriformes; Accipitridae
Gene: LIPE
Product: lipase E, hormone sensitive type
Biological process (GO): cholesterol metabolic process; triglyceride catabolic process
Cellular component (GO): cytosol
Molecular function (GO): sterol ester esterase activity; triacylglycerol lipase activity
Source: RefSeq, a predicted model, not a curated record